Messenger RNA from Haliotis rufescens (red abalone), 2165 nucleotides. RefSeq names its product zinc finger protein 622-like. The record is from RefSeq and is a predicted model, not a curated record. Gene Ontology annotation, biological process: ribosomal large subunit biogenesis. The transcript is spliced from 8 exons. The coding region runs from base 147 to 1352 and encodes 401 amino acids. Gene Ontology annotation, molecular function: nucleic acid binding; zinc ion binding. NCBI's taxonomy places the organism in Eukaryota, Metazoa, Mollusca, Gastropoda, Lepetellida, Haliotidae. Gene Ontology annotation, cellular component: preribosome, large subunit precursor.
UUGACAAGUGCAUUGCACAAGAUUUUGCCACACGUGUUAAUGUUUUUAUGUGGUUGUAGCCCAUUGAAAAUACACAGACCGACAGGAGAUAGUGACAUUUCAUAAUAACAGUUCUCAGCCGACACAGUGCUUGUGCAUGUGAGACGAUGUCUGUGUAUACCUGUAUCACCUGUCGAGUGGCGUUUGCCGAUGCUGAGCUGCAGCGAGCACACUACAAGACCGACUGGCAUCGCUACAAUCUGAAGCGCAAAGUAGCGGAGAUGCCACCAGUGACUGCAGAGAAUUUUCAACAGCGUGUUCUUGCUCAAAGAGCUCAGGUAUCUCUCAUUAGAUUGGCUGAUGAAGAAAAGGAUACGGCUCGCAACUGCCAGAUCUGUGGGAAGCACUUCAACACACAAAAUGCAUUUGAUAAUCACAUCCAGUCGAAGAAACACAAGGAGAUGGAGGCGAAACAGGAGAAGAAACUGGCACAGCGUGUUAAGCAGCUGAAUGCUAAGAAUGCAGAGAAAGGGUUAGACGAGACUGAUAUUCGGGACAAAGAUACAGUUAAUAUGGCACUGAAAGAGAGGCUGCAAGGCCAGAGGUCAAAAGAAGGGGAUGAUGUUGAUAUGGACUCUGAAGAUGAGGGUUCAGACGCAGGUUCAUGGGAGGAGAACAUGCUGGGCCUGGAGGAAUGUCUGUUCUGUUCUUACGUCACCUCAUCCCUGGAGGAUAACGUCAGUCACAUGACGGAAAAACACAGCUUCUUCAUCCCCGACAUUGAGUACAUGGUCGACAUGGAGGGACUGAUUACGUAUCUAGGUGAGAAGAUAGGCGUGGGGCAUGUGUGUCUGUGGUGCAACGAGAAGGGCAAGACAUUCCACAACACCCAGGCCGUCCAGCGCCACAUGGUGGACAAGGGCCAUUGCAAGAUGCUGCACGAGGGAGACGUCCUGUUUGAAUACACCGACUUCUAUGACUACAGGAGCAGCUACCCAGAAGAGGAGGGGUCAGGAACUGCCGCCGUGGGGGGCAGCGGGGACAUUGACAUGGAAGAUGCAGUGGAGCCCGAGAGUCUCAUCAGUGACGGCUACGAGCUUGUCCUUCCUUCAGGAGCCACACUUGGUCAUCGGUCUCUUGCGAAAUACUACCGCCAGAAUGUGCCACCAACACGAAGGGAAACACGGUCAAUAGUCCCCCGAAUGUUGGCCCAGUACAAGGCUCUAGGCUGGACAGGAGCAACAGGUGUGGUGAGUCAGCAGCGCGUGAAGGACCUGGGCUACAUGCAGAGACUGAAGCACCGCCACUUCAUGAGACUGGGCUGCAAGGCCAACUACCUUCAGACACACUUCCGCUCCCAGAACCCCAUAUAGACCAGUGGUUGCAGUUGCCAACCUCCACAACUUUGGCAGAAUCAUUGCACUAUCUUGCACCAAAUUCUGCCAAUAUGAUAAAGUGAAAUACACUACUCCAAAAAGGUUAGGCUUAAAAAAAAUAUAAGAACUGGUUCUCAGGCAAUGAUUUUUGAAAAUAUAGUGUGGGCGGGAGAUGGGGUUUGUUUUUUUAGCUUGUUCAAACUAGUAGGUAACCAAUAAACAGUUGUGUACCUUCAACCUGGGAAAGAACCUCCCUCAUAAACAACCUCCUAUUGCAGCCAUUGCAAUAACACGAGAUGCGCAGUUAAGCAGCGAGCAUGUAAAGGGAAGUAACUGUGUGCUAUUUUGGAUCUGUGUGUGUAUUAGGAUUUGUGUGUGUGUGUGUGUGAAAAUGGAAAUAAAAACGAAACGUACGGCAGACUUUAUGAUGAUGUGGGCAGCGUCUGAGAACCAAGACUUAGUUUUUUAGCCUUAAUGUACACCCAAUUCUUUCAUAUUACUAUUAUUGAUCUGUCAUGGCAUCACUGAUUAACUAUAGUCAUAUGAAAGAAUUGGGUGUGCUUUAACUUCUCUUUAGUUUAUAUAUUAAUACCAGUGCAAAUUGUGUCCAAAGAAUAUGACUUUGUUGUUUUUCCGCUUGUAAAUCACAAUCGUUGACAAUAAUGCUGUAUAGUGAUUUCUACAUGACAUGAUCAGAGCUCCAGAUAAGCUUUUGGUGUUGUGGGUAUUUUACCCAUGCAUUUUAAAAUCACUGCGUAUCAGCUAUUCUAUCUGGGUAUUCAAAUUUCUGUUACCCACUAGUUUUUACAC